AUGGAAGCUCUGGACAUUCGUAGUGAAGCUAGUCUCUCUGUGGAAAGUGAUGAAGAUAAACCCAAAGAGGAGGUGGAGGAAGACAAUGAGCCACAGAUUCCCAUUCCUCAGUACACGGAGGAGGAGUUGGAUAAGUUGGUGGAAUUUGUGCAGAAUAUGACGACCCUGUUUGAUUUGCACGAAUCAGAUUGGACGGAGGAUUGUGUAGAGAUGAUCCGGAAGUGGUUUCUGGAUGUUACGGAAGUUGCUUUGCUCAUUUUCUACGAUGGGAAUGCCCUGAGCGUGUCUUUGGGCUUUCCUGCUGCCAGUGCGUUGGACUUUACGUACUUUCUGCGUCCACCAGGGCACAUCUUCACUGUCGAUGGUUUCCAUGAUGACGUGCAAUUUGGGACGAUGCAGGAGGUGGAUGGUUCAAUGUUGGCCCUCCUGGAGAUUGUCUUUGCACCCAUUUUCUUUGAGUACUCCCCAUGGUCGGAGAGUGUUAAAUCCGCAUGCUUGGAGUCAGUGCACAACUUCCUGGCAAAUGUGAAUCAUUUGCACUACAAAAUGGCCGGGCUGACAGUGUUGUACAUCCCCACGGAAGGGAUGCAUUUGGAUCCCCUGGAGGCAGUUAAGGAUGCACGUUUUCUCAAGCGGUUGGAAUCUGUUGCUACGCAGUGGAUGUCACAGAUCAGGACAGCACUCGCGGAUACCGAUCAAAUGGAUCACGAUACAGUGUGCCCAUCGGAUGAAUACGAUUUUUGGCUCUAUCGACGUAAGAUCCUUUCUUACAGAAUCCUCCAAAUUCCUUGCAAAACAGAUGAAACCCUCCUGGCGCUAACGAUGCAGAUUAAAUGCCCGGAAGUUUGUCAUAUAAUGGACAUUCUGGAGAAAUCUCAAUCAAUCUACCGGAAGCAACUGGCAAUAUUGUUCGAGGAGUGCCAGAUGGAGCUGAAACGAGCAGAAUCCAACUACAAAUUCCUCUCAAUUCUCGUAGCGCCAAGUCGGGAGCUCGAGAAUGUCGCCACACCGCUGGAUAUUCCUGCCAUUCUGCCCAAGAUUAUGCACUCAAUCUACCUCAUUUGGACGCACUCGAGCUUCUACAACUCCCCCAAGGGCAUCACAGGGCUCUUCAGGGCUCUCAGCAAUCACAUCAUUCUCUACUGUCGCACCAAGAUUGACACUCUGGGCAUCUUGCGGGGGCGCCCCAAUGAGGGAGUUCGUGUGUGCCUCAUGGCCCUGGAUUGCUGUAUUGCUCACAAGGAGAUCUAUGAGAGUGUCAAGAGGCAGCAUGCGGAUGAUGGAGACGUGGAUUGGCGGCUUCUCGAUGAGGCGGCAAUCUUCAAUCACAUUGACACCUUUAUGCGACGCCUGGGCAACAUGGUGGACAUCUGUGAGUCAAUGAUGGUCUUUGGGCGCUACAAUGAGUCACAGAAGAUUGCAGCACCGCGCUUCGGUGGCACGAGGGGACCCCAAUUUGAAGGGGCCUUCCGCGCCGUUGAGAGGAUGUACAACGAGGGACUGGAAGUCAUCAAGCGGGAGCAUGAGAUCAUCUUUGAUGUGCGCAACAAUACGUGGCAGAAGACAAUGGAUGAAUUUAGAGUAACAAUUUAUCCUCCUUCCUGCGAAGCAAUGCUGAGAGAUCUAGAAGAGAUCGUGGAGAAUUGGAUGGAUCAAAUAUUCCAGACAGUACGGAAUGUGGAUGAAGGUGUGGAAGCUCUCUGCGCAUUGACAAAUUUCUACAACCGGAAGAGCCUCCAAGCGGCUUAUGUGGCAAAAGUGGUGCACGUCUGGACGCUCCUAAUUGAGGAAAUCAACGACACAAAUACCUACCUUCUUGAGUAUUCAGAUUCCCGCUCCUCAAUCCAUCCAAAACACGCUGGAAGGGCAAUAAUUGCCACAAUUUGCCUGCAAAAGAUUAUCCGGAUCAAGAAUAUUCUCGUGGAAUCAGUUUGGAUGGUGGAUGUACCCAAUUCCCGGACAAUCCUGGAGCAUUUUGACACAAUGGAGCGGAAUGUGAAGCACCAGGUGAGUGAACUACGCGAUCAAUGGGCAAAUUCCGUGAAGGAGGAAAUCGUGCAGUGCCUUCAGCGUUCCCUCAUGAUCCGCAGUGUAUCCCGUCCGGGAUUGCUGGAGUGCAACAUCGACCGGAAGGUCUUGAUGCUCUUCGAUGACAUCAUCUACUUCCUCUACUUGGGCUUCCCCACACCCAUUCACCUCAAUCUCUUCUUCAGCAAGUACGAAGCAACGAAAUUAAUCCUCGAAAGUGUCCUCACCGUUGUCCUGGACUACAAUCGCAUCAUAACAGGGUUAUCGGACAAGGAGAGACUUCUCUUUAAGGCCCUCAUAAAGCUCUGCGAUAAGAAGGUCACAAUGGGGAUCUACAAGCUAAAUUGGGCUGGAGAUUUCAGUGAUUCCUACAUCCAUGAUUGCGUUAUGUACACGAGUCAGGUGCAGGAGUUUGUCAACAUCUACAAGAUCAGCAACAAUAAGAUCGUGGAGAUUUGUGAGAAUAUCUGUGAUCUCCCAAUCAUACGAAUCUCCACGGAUUGUGCGUUGGAGCUGAAGAAUGUCGAGGAGGACAUAAUGGAUGAGAGGGAGAAGUCAAUGCUUAAACUCACUGAAUACUACAAGGAUAUUGUUGAUCACAUUGUAACCGUUCAUCAGGGAUUUGAGGAUCAAAUGGAGAAUAUGAUGGACGAGUGGUCAAAGUACGUGGAGAAGAUCGAUGCUCUGCUGCUGGAGGCACUGCACUGUAGCGUCAAAUACGGCCUGGAGAGUAUCUUCACGCGUAUCCACGGAGAUGGAACACUCGGUCCAAAUCCUCUCGUUAAAGUAGAAGUGAAUCUCAUGGGGAAUCACUUGGCCUUCACCCCGUCCAUUGAUGACAUUCUCUCGGUCCUCCUGCAAGUCUUCUCUGACAUCAUGGUGGUCCUGAAGGGCUUUCCGCGUCUCGUGAAUCAUCUAAAUCUCCCCAAGAUGGGACACAUUCGACGCUUUCAUGACAUUCUCGCCAAUGAUGAGGAAUGCCUGGGAAUUUUUGCUGAAAUUCAAGAAGAACUCCGACACAUGGAGUACCGCAUGGAGACAUAUUGCGACACAUGGGCCCCAUUCCGAUCGCAAUGGGAACUCGACAAGGAGGUCUUCAUGGAGAACUACGAAGCCACCAAUCCCACACCGGAAAUGUUUCACAUUAACAUAAAUCGCUACACAGAGGUGGCGAAUCUCAUUGCAAAUCAGGAGAAUGUCUCCAUUGUGGGCUUCCUGGCGGUGAAUUCGGUUAAGCUCAAAAAUACCCUCAUUCAGCACAUUGAUGACUGGCAGAGUCGCCAUACGCAUCUCCUCAAGAAGAGAUCGUGCAGCAAGAUUGAGGAGAUUUAUGCCUACAUGGAGGAGAUGGGCAAUCAAAUUGUUAUGAAGCCACGUACGGCUGAUGCGAUGCGUGCGGCUCUUGAUUUACACACUCGUCUCACGGAGGAGGUGCCCCAGAAGGAGGCAUCCUUUCAGCUUAUUAAGGAUCAUUUUGCCACAUUAGAUAAACACAACAUAAGUGUAUCUGGGAAAAUUCAGAAAAUGCUUUUCAACUUGGAAGCCACAUGGGAGAUUUAUCUGGAGAAAUUGAAAGAUUCCGGCGAGAUGCUCAUGACGUCUAAAGAUCAAUUUUUCUUCGAAUAAGAAGGAAAAAUUAUUUUCUUGUCGUAUCUUUUGGUCAGAAAAUUAGUUUUUUUGAGCAGCAGAACAAAGAAUUUCAAUUUUUUUCGUUUCUAACAUGCGUUGAAAGGAUAAUAUUUUUUGGACAAAGCCUUGAAGAUUUUCCAUUAAAUUCUUCUCAUAAUUUCCCCAUUCUCCUGACUAAAAGACUAAUUUCUGAAAGAUUUCUUUCCGCAUUCAUUUGCACGCAAAAAAAAACGUCGAACGGAAAAAUUAAUUUUCUCACUCUUUUGUGCUUCUUUUUUGAAUUUAUAGCUAUUUUUAGUUGCAUUAGGAGAUUGGAAAGAGCAAAAAGCGCAGUUAUUAGAAGCGAGAUUCCGCGUGGA
Molecule: messenger RNA, 4016 nt
Organism: Lutzomyia longipalpis
Lineage: Eukaryota; Metazoa; Arthropoda; Insecta; Diptera; Psychodidae
Product: dynein axonemal heavy chain 2
Exons: 6
Coding region: 1-3654 (1217 amino acids)
Source: RefSeq, a predicted model, not a curated record